This is a messenger RNA of Caenorhabditis briggsae, 735 nucleotides long. The record is from RefSeq and is a predicted model, not a curated record. Bases 1 to 735 code for a protein of 244 amino acids. Gene Ontology annotation, cellular component: lysosomal membrane. Lineage: Eukaryota; Metazoa; Nematoda; Chromadorea; Rhabditida; Rhabditidae. The transcript is spliced from 5 exons.
AUGCGGGGAGUCAGCGGCGAAUAUUUCGAUGACUUUUAUCCAGAUUUUCAAAUGGCCGCUACCGUUAAUCGAGUCCCGUUUGAUCAAAAUGAUCGGAAGUACAAGUGUCUCUGUGGGCAGUUGCAUAUUAAGAAAGGAGCUCGUAUCGUGGCGAUUCUAGUGAACGUCCUGACUGCUAUUAAUAUAAUUUUUAGCUUCACUAGAAGUUCCACGGUGUUCGUAUACACGUGUAUGAGCACCGCAUUCUCUAUUGUCAUUUUUGGAAGUCUGCUCUAUGGAGUGUGGAAGGAGAAGCGUCUCUACUUGUAUCCAUACUUGUUUUUCCAGAUUAUCUCGAUUGCCAUCUCUAUCAUCAUUCUAUUUGCUUUCCUGAUUUCUAUUGCUGUUGGCGCCUCAAUGGUGGUGGAUUUGGCGAGAAAUGUGGGGAAUGUAGAUACAACAACGGGACAAGAGAAAUUGGAUGCAGGUAUAAUUUUUCGUCAGCGGAUUACGGUAAUACUUUGGAUUGUUUUAGAUCUGGCAGUCUUCACGGUUCUUUUCAUCCUUUUCCUAUGUAUUGGUGGCUUGAUUCAGGCAUAUUUCGUUGACGUUAUUUACACUUUCCAUAACUUCCUGAAAGAUCGUGAGAACUCAUUCUCCUUCAAUUUCGAGUCUUAUUCGAAUAGCGCUUUUGGAUCUGAGGCCACUCCAACUCCACCACCAACUUAUCCUGAAACUCAAGUUGUUGUAUCCUAA